Molecule: messenger RNA, 1343 nt
Organism: Labrus mixtus (cuckoo wrasse)
Lineage: Eukaryota; Metazoa; Chordata; Actinopteri; Labriformes; Labridae
Product: C-type mannose receptor 2-like
Exons: 6
Coding region: 57-1088 (343 amino acids)
Source: RefSeq, a predicted model, not a curated record
UCAGUCAGCUGUUUAUGAGAGACUGAUGGACCUGUGAGUGUGACUGAACACUGAAGAUGGACUCACUUCUUCUCCUCCUCAUCGUCGCUGCGUCAGGACUGUGUGCUGAGUCAUCACAAGUUCAACGAUGGUACUUUUUUUAUUAUGAGCCAAAGAGCCGAGAUGAAGCCCGGGCCUUCUGCAGAGACAAACACACAGACCUUGCCACCAUAAGCAGCAUGGAGGACGUGGACACCCUGAGGGGCAUGGCCGAUCUAAGCCAAAUGAUAAACCAGGAUUUCAGCCAUCGAGCCUGGAUUGGUCUGUACGACGACGUGGACAGCUGGAGGUGGUCGCUGUCAGACCCGAGUUUCUACGGUGACGGAGAGGCCGAGUUCAGACAGUGGUUGUCCGGACAACCAGACAACGCACACAGUGCUGAACACUGCACAUGUAUGUUUGAUAAUGGAUGGUGGGAUGAUGUACCCUGCACAGAAAACUAUACACCAGUCUGCUGUGAUGUCACAGGGCCCGAUGUGACCUUUGUCCUCAUCUCCACCUCCAUGUCAUGGACUGAGGCCCAGAGCUACUGCAGAGAACACCACACAGACCUGGCCAGCAUGAGAAACCUGGCAGAGAACCAGGAGGUGGAUCAGCUGGUUCCUCCUGGACAGAGAGUCUGGAUCGGCCUCUCCAGAGAGUCCUGGAAGUGGUUUGAUGGCAGCGACUCCUCGUUCAGGUACUGGAGUCCGGGGAUAGCAGAACCUAACAACUUAGACCCAAAGGAGGCUUGUGCUGCAGCAGACUUUAACAACAAAGGGGGCUGGGAGGACUGGACGUGUGACUGGAAGAGAUCCUACAUCUGCCACUCUCUGGUGAUCACUCAACAUGUGAUCAGAGUGAGCGUGCAGAAGAAGAAGAACCCCUCUGUGGAUCUGAACCACUCUGCUGUGAUGGAACACAUCCUGCUACAGCUCCAACAGCAGCUGAAGGACGAGGGGCUGCAUGCAAACAUCCGGCUGAGAUGGAGGAAGCAGCCGGAUGGAAACGUCUUCCAGAAGGAGGAGAGCGAGGAGCAGGAGGAGGAGGAGGGCAGAGUGACAUGUUGAACUGCUGUGGUUACAUUCAGGAGAGAAAACCCUUCUUCUCUUCUGAAUGCUCAACGUUAGACCUGAGUAGAGCUGCAACCAUGAGUCCAUAAGUUGCAGCAAUGAUUUGAUAAGUUGCAGCAAUGAUUUGAUAAGUUGCAGCAAUGAUUUGAUAAGUUGCAGCAAUGAUUUGAUAAGUUGCAGCAAUGAGUUGAUAAGUUGCAGCAAUGAUUUGAUAAGUUGCAGCGACGAGUUGAUAAGUUUUCUUGAUUAAUC